AUGGCUCGCCCGGGACGCCUGCUUCUUGCAGCAGCUGCGCUGCUCUUCGCGCUGCGUUGCUGCUUUGUGCCGAGCCCUUCUGAGUCUCCCAGGGCCAAGUCCGACUUCAAUCCUGCGGUUGCUGCCUCCGCGGCCUUGCCUGCACUGACCAUGCUGGCACAGGAUGCCGAGGCCAAGUACGGAGAUCAGCGCAAGUUUGCGGCAGUGCUGGUGCCUUUGACAACCCUUGUCUUCCCUGCAGUGGCGAUGGGCAUGUUCGUGUUGUACUCCUUCCAGGAGGAUGCCUUCUGGCGCAUUGUCCCAGGAACCAAGCGCGCCAGGGAGCUCGACGAGGCUUGGAGGGAGCAUCCCCUUUUCGCCAAUUCCAAGGAUCCCCUUGAUGGCCUCAUCAACCCUGAUGACUACGAGAAGGGCUUGGAGGAGGCUUGGGAGCGUGCCAAGCCUGCCGGCAGCACAGUGACGGUGAAGGACAAGCUUAAGCAGCUGUCCAAGCAGAACAACCCUCACUGGGAGUCCUGGAGGGCGAUGUCGGCGUAG
Symbiodinium sp. CCMP2592 is the source of this 537-nucleotide messenger RNA. Lineage: Eukaryota; Dinophyceae; Suessiales; Symbiodiniaceae. The record is from the annotation of a GenBank genome assembly.